Sphenostylis stenocarpa is the source of this 2094-nucleotide messenger RNA. The record is from the annotation of a GenBank genome assembly. Lineage: Eukaryota; Viridiplantae; Streptophyta; Magnoliopsida; Fabales; Fabaceae.
AUGGUUGCCUUUGGCAAAAAGUUGAAAGAAAGACAGAUUCAAGAAUGGCAAGGAUAUUACAUAAACUACAAAUUAAUGAAGAAGCGAGUUAAGCAAUAUGGUCAACAAAUUCAACUAGGAACACUAGAUCGCCGCCAUGUACUUAAGGAUUUCUCAAGAAUGCUGGAUAAUCAGAUUGAAAAGACUGUCCUUUUCCUGUUGGAACAACAAGGGCAUUUAGCAAGCAGGAUAGCAAAGCUCGGAGAGGAACAUGAAAUUAUUCAGCAGGAGCCUCGAUUAAGCAGAAUAGCUGAACUACAAGAAGCUUAUAGAGCAGUGGGACAAGAGCUAUUGAAGCUUCUCUUCUUUGUGGAAGUCAAUGCUGUUGGUUUGCGUAAGAUAUUGAAGAAGUUUGACAAACGUUUAGGCUAUAAAUUUACUGAUUACUAUGUUAAAACUCGGGCAAAUCAUCCUUACUCCCAGCUGCAGCAAGUUUUCAAGCAUGUGGGAUUUGGAGCUGUUGUUGGAGCUUUAUCUCGCAACCUUCAUGAACUUCAGGGGACUCAGGAAAGUCAAGGGAGCUUCUUAUCAAUUUAUGAUCAACCUACUCUUCCCCUUCAGGAUCCCGUUAUUGAUUCAAUAAGAGCAGCGGUUGAUAGGUUAACUAACUCAACCAACUUCUUAAACUUUUUGGGGAAGCAUGCACUUAUUGUGGAUGAGGAGCUACCAACAUCUAUUGAUGAGCAUGCUGAUGAUCAAAGAUAUCAUUUUAUGUCUCUUUUCCUAAACUUGGCAAACACAUUUUUAUAUAUGGUCAAUACAUAUAUUAUAGUCCCUACUGCAGAUGAUUACUCCAUGAGCCUUGGAGCUGCACCAACGGUUUGUGGUAUUGUGAUCGGGGCAAUGGCAGUUGCACAGGUGUUUUCUUCAGUGUACUUUAGUGCGUGGUCAAAUAAAUCAUACUUCAGACCUCUUGUAUUCAGUAGCAUAGUUCUUUUUCUCGGCAAUGCCAUGUAUGCCUUGGCAUAUGAUCUUAAUUCGAUAUGGAUUCUCCUAUUUGGUCGUCUUCUAUGUGGGUUUGGUUCUGCCAGAGCUGUUAAUCGACGCUAUAUUAGUGAUUGUGUACCUUUGAAAAUCCGCAUGCAAGCCUCGGCAGGUUUUGUUAGUGCCAGUGCUCUUGGAAUGGCCUGUGGUCCUGCAUUAGCUGGCUUACUACAGACCAAUUUUCAGAUUUUCAACAUUACAUUUAAUCAAGAUACCUUACCAGGGUGGGUAAUGACUAUUGCUUGGCUACUAUAUCUAGCGUGGUUGUGGAUCACUUUUAAGGAACCUUCUCGUGAAAAUGAAGAGAAUAACAUAGCACAUCAAUCCAAUGCUGAAAACAGUGCACUUGAAAAAGGCUUGAAACAACGCUUGCUAAUUAGUUCAGAAGUUAAGGUAGAUGAAGAUGCUGAUCAGGAUAACGAUGAUAGUGAAGAAGCUCCAGAAGAAUCUCCUCAGCCAGCCAAUUCAAUUGGAGCAGCAUAUAGACUCCUUACACCUUCAGUAAAGGUUCAGUUACUGAUAUAUUUCAUGCUCAAAUAUGCGAUGGAGAUUUUACUAUCAGAAUCUAGUGUAGUCACGACAUACUACUUCAAUUGGACAACAAGCACGGUUUCCGUUUUUCUUGCUUGUCUUGGCUUGACUGUUCUUCCUGUCAACAUUAUUGUUGGAACUUAUAUAAGCAAUAUGUUUGAGGACAGGCAAAUUCUGUUGGCAUCAGAAAUUAUGGUUUUCGUAGGCAUACUAUUCAGCUUCCAUGUAAUUGUUCCAUAUUCUGAGCCACAGUAUAUCUGUUCAGGGCUCCUUAUGUUUGUUUCUGCUGAAGUACUUGAAGGCGUCAACUUGUCACUUCUUUCACGAGUUAUGUCAUCAAGGCUUUCUCGUGGAACCUACAAUGGAGGGCUUUUGUCCACAGAGGCUGGGACACUUGCACGAGUGGUCGCAGAUGCAACCAUUACUCUUGCUGGCUAUGUGAGUGUGAGUAGCCUCCUCAAUAUCACCCUCAUGCCAUCGUUCUUCAUUUGCCUAGUUUCCAUUAUCGCGACUUGCUAUACCUACAAUUCUUUGUAUUGA